CAAAGAUCUCUGCCGUCUGCGUCUUCGCCUCUUCCCGCCCCCCAAAAAAAGCAUCCCCCCCCCGCUCACUGCCAUGGUCGCCGCCUCGAACCUCGCCGCCUGGAAGGCCCUCCAGCACCACUACGACUCGGGUGCGAAGGAUCUGUCCAUCCUGUCGCUCUUCCAGCAAGAUCCCGCCCGCUUCGACAAGUUCAGUGCCUCCUUUACCGCUCCCGGCGAGUCGCAGCCCUCGAUCCUCCUCGACUACUCCAAGAACGGCAUCACCGAGGAGACCUUUGCCCUCCUCACCGAUCUCCUGCGUGAGGCCCGUGUCGAGGAGUGGCGUGACAAGACCUUCAACGGUGCCCUGAUCAACACCACCGAGAACCGCGCCGUCCUCCACAUUGCCCUUCGCAACCGCUCCAACCGCCCCAUCCUCGUCGAUGGCAAGGACGUCGUCCCCGAGGUCAACCGGGUCCUCGCCCAGAUGAAGUCUACCGCCGACCGCAUCCGAUCGGGUGAGUGGAAGGGCUAUACCGGCAAGAGCAUCACCGACGUCGUCAACAUCGGCAUCGGCGGCUCCGAUCUGGGACCCGUCAUGGUCACCGAGGCCCUGAAGCCCUAUGCCCAAGACGAUCUUCGCGUCCACUUUGUCUCCAACAUCGACGGCACCCACCUGGCCGAGGUCCUGAAGAAGCUCAACCCCGAAACCACACUCUUCAUUGUUGCCUCCAAGACCUUCACCACCAUCGAGACCAUCACCAACGCCACCUCGGCCAAGAACUGGUUCCUGCAGAAGGCCGGCGACAUUGCCCAUGUCGCCAAGCACUUUGUGGCUCUGUCGACCAACGCCAAGGCGGUUACAGCCUUUGGCAUCUCGGUCGAGAACAUGUUUGAGUUCUGGGACUGGGUUGGCGGCCGCUACUCGCUCUGGUCCGCGAUCGGCCUGUCGAUCGCCAUCUACAUUGGCUUCGACAACUUUGCCGAGCUCCUGCUUGGUGCCCACCUCAUGGACAACCACUUCCAGACUGCCCCGCUCGAGAAGAACCUGCCCGCCAUCUUGGCCAUCGUCGGUAUCUGGUACAACAACUUCCACGGAACCGAGACCCAGGCCAUCCUGCCGUACGACCAGUAUCUCCAUCGCUUCCCCGCCUACUUCCAGCAGGGCGACAUGGAGUCCAACGGCAAAUACGUUACCCGCGACAACGUGCCCAUCACCGACUACUCUACCGGCCCUAUCAUCUGGGGCGAGCCCGGCACCAAUGGCCAGCAUGCCUUCUACCAGCUCAUUCAUCAAGGCACCAAGGUCAUCCCUGCCGACUUCUUGGCCCCCGUCCAGUCCCAGAACCCCAUCGCGGACAACCUCCAUCACGAGAUCCUGCUCUCCAACUUUUUCGCCCAGACCGAGGCUCUGAUGAAGGGCAAGACCGAGGAGCAGGUCCGCGCGGAGCUCGUCAAGGAGGGCAUCCACGGCCAGGCUCUCGAGAACCUGGUCCCCCACAAGGUCUUCCGCGGCAACCGCCCCACCAACUCGAUCUUCUACCAGAAGCUGACUCCCCGCAACUUGGGUUCGCUCAUUGCCCUCUAUGAGCACAAGAUCUUUGUCCAAGGCAUCGUCUGGAACAUCAACAGCUUUGACCAGUGGGGUGUUGAGCUCGGCAAGCAGCUUGCCAAGGCCAUCCUCCCCGAGCUCUCGGGCGAUGCUCCCGUCCACACUCACGACUCGAGCACCAACGGACUCAUCAACUUUUACAAGCAGGCCCGCAAGCUUUAAUUCGCCCCUGCUGUUGCGUUUCCUUCACUUGAUCCACUGUUCUUGUCAGAACG
Molecule: messenger RNA, 1806 nt
Organism: Polychytrium aggregatum
Lineage: Eukaryota; Fungi; Chytridiomycota; Chytridiomycetes; Polychytriales
Product: Phosphoglucose isomerase
Exons: 4
Coding region: 74-1753 (559 amino acids)
Biological process (GO): gluconeogenesis; glycolytic process; glucose 6-phosphate metabolic process
Cellular component (GO): cytosol
Molecular function (GO): carbohydrate derivative binding; glucose-6-phosphate isomerase activity; monosaccharide binding
Source: RefSeq, a predicted model, not a curated record